GGAACGACAAGGUACCUGCUAUACUACACUAACACUUGAUCAUUUUCUCCUUACGCUCCCUAAGCGACGACCCCUAUGGCGAUGGCGUCUCCUGUCCGCUCGCCCGAAAGCGCGGAGCGGAACUACUACGCGAGGUCGGCGGGGACAAAUGCCACGCCUAUCAACUCCCCACGCGCCGGAAAAGGAAAAACACCGUCAUCCUCUUACCAGCGGUUCUGCCUCGAGACCCUAUCCAUCGCAAGUAUCGGUCUGGGUGGUCUUGAAAAGUGGAAAAUGUAUGUGGCAAAAAUGAAAUUUUUUCCUGAAAAACAACACAAAUCUGUAUUUUUGCGUGACCUACUACGGUAAAAGCGCAGUUUCUUUGGUCCUGCGGAAGCGUCGUCGUGUGCUUGGCUUCUCGGCGCCUGAAGAUGGCGGGGUCAUGCUGCAUAGUUGACUAUCACAAGCUGAAGUUCCCACACCCAGAUCGAUGAUAUUUGCGACGCACGAUACACGCUUUUUAGCGACGAAAGCACCCGGGACCGCGAAGUGGUCGGGUGCUGUGGCUUAUGCAUUGCAAAAGUAUCGUACUCGUAUAAAUGCAUUACAAAUUUCCUCAGCAUGAGAAAUAAAGUUUGUAAUGCAGAUUUGCCUUGGAAACAAGAUUUGUAAUGCUGAGCUUGCAUUUGUACGACUGCGAUACUUUUGCACCGGAUAUGGCUGCGAUCGUCGGUUGGAGCCAAGCCCGUGGUAUCACACAGAAAAAAGCAGGCAGGUCAUCUCUGUUGUAAUGCAAAAAUAGAUACACAGAAAAGUCUGUCAUGGGCGGCCCAAUAGCAUGCUGUUUAGAAUAUGCAAUACAGAAGAUUUCGUUGUGUAUUUAUUUUUGCAUUACAAAUGUGACCUGCCUGCUUUUUUCUCUGUGAUACCUGGCUCAGGGUGCUUGGAGGGGUUUUUCACUGCUUCUUCGUCGGGGCCUGCGUCACAGGGAACUGGGACGGAAUCGGAAGUAGUUAAAUAUAUACUGCUGCUAUUUUUUUCAUGAGAUAUUAUACGUUUUGAGCGCAAGCGUUAUCGUCUAUAGCAGGUGUGUGUCGUAAGUACUACGGCUUUUGCUUCUAUCGAAAGUGCUGGUUCAUAAAUUAUGAUUUGAUGGAAACCGAAACUUUACGACAAGUGAAAAAAAGUACCUUUAUCGCUGCAAAUAUAUAAUUGCAGGCCCAUCCUGCAAGGCGCAAAUCGCCCUCUACAUCUUUGUAUCAUGUGCAAAAGCUGCGGCAUCUGGGCAUGGCAAAUGACGCUGCUGUCAGUAAGCAUCUACUUAGUCGGCGUUUAAUACCGCAGCAUCAACUGGUGAUUGGUUCCAGCAUGAAAAAUUUCCGCCGUGGGCUCGUUUUUACUACAACUCGGGAUAAGUACUUACAUGUACUCCAUGUGGAGCAGCGAGAUCUUCUCACCUCCAUCCACAAUGCUUUUGCACUGCAUACUUGGGGCUCUUCGCCAGUUUUUUCUUGAUUCUCAUCCUGUGCCUCUGCUCCUGCUACGCGGUCACGGGCACGUAUGGUACCGUAGGAGACCCUUGCGACGCAUGCUGUUUCCCCGUCGUGCAUAAUGUUUACGGAAGGGGACCCGGGGUGAAUACCUUUUUUUGCAUUUUCCUGGGCUUGUUCCUUAUGGCGUACCUGGUAUUUGCGUUGCUGUAUCUGAACGAGAAAUCAUCUUCACUUCGUCGUGCAAGCACAUCAUUCCUCUUUUUGUUUUUCAUUUGCAAAAGCUCUUCACUUUGCUUUUUACCUAUACCGUCGUGUACGUUGUCCGAACGGGACAUCAGCACAGAUGUGAAAGUGUGUCGUGCUGCUCGAUGCCACGUUUUACCGAAUAGAAAAGUUAGGGGCGGCUGUAGUGUCCGACGGUUGUUAUAAUGUGCACUUGAACUCCUGCAAAGCAGAAGAUAGAACGUGAAUUGUACUCUACGAUGUGCCUGCAAGUUGGGAGGUUUAUUUUUCCGUGAUGCCGUGUCGCUGUAUCAUUUGCAAGUGUGGAGGCCGAAAUUGUGGCAGCAAACAUCGAGGCCCGGCACGCUAUGCUUUAGGAAAAAAGCUUUUGGUGUUUAUUGUGUGCUGUGUCUGCAAUCAAGCAAAAGCGUUUUGUGCGGUAGUUCCGAUUGACAGGUUUAUUUUCUUGUAGAAGUGAGUUUUGCUUUUGCAUCAUCUGGAGGUUUAUGUACAUGCGUGAAUAAAAGCGUUUAAACUACUAGCAAGAGAAACAUACUCACACGAAGCCUGAACCUAAAUAGCUUCAUUUUCCUGGGAUAGCCGCCACGGAAAAUCAUGGUCGGACAGCCGGUCAUACCAAAUGCAAGUAUGUUUGGGUUAUUUGAACAUAAAGUGGAGACGUUUGUCAUGCGGCAUUUGCAUGACCCUGACCCAGAUCAUGCUCUGGCAUUCCAGCAAUAGCAUCACAAGUUUCAGCGAGAACGUUUCCCAAUGCCUAUCUGGCAUGAGGACUCCGUGACUUUCAAGGCGCAAAAAUGGCCGCAUUCGCUGUCCAUGCGUGACAGAUGCGUGUCUGGUCCUCCAAACGCGCAGCACAAGUUUAUUGCAUCCAUCCAGACCCGGACAUACUUGCGAUGCAUAGGAUAUCGUAUGAGGGUGACGUAGUUGCGGAGCAGCAGCAGGAGAAAGGGGUCUGCAGGAACAAGACAGCACCCAAUACUGCUGGAGCAGCCUGUAUUAGAUUUCCUAUUCCAUUAUUUUCAAGAUGUACAAUUUUUGUCAAGAUCAAAAUUGAUUGAAUUCGAGUAGGUGUGCGGAAAUUUUGAGGUUCAAGAUGCUUGUUCACUCUGCACCGAAAAAGAUACUAUUCAGAUGGCUGCCUUCACUGUAAAAUUAGAUUAGCUAUGGAUUUUAUUAAUGCUAUGCCGUGCGCAAGAAAAACUAAAGCUAAACUGCUUGUCAGCCCUUCGAGGCAAAAGAGACAGAAU
Molecule: messenger RNA, 2962 nt
Organism: Amoebophrya sp. A120
Lineage: Eukaryota; Dinophyceae; Syndiniales; Amoebophryaceae
Source: the annotation of a GenBank genome assembly